Carcharodon carcharias (great white shark) is the source of this 1651-nucleotide messenger RNA. Its product is annotated as zinc finger protein 229-like. The coding region runs from base 146 to 1534 and encodes 462 amino acids. Gene Ontology annotation, molecular function: DNA-binding transcription factor activity; RNA polymerase II cis-regulatory region sequence-specific DNA binding. Gene Ontology annotation, biological process: regulation of transcription by RNA polymerase II. NCBI's taxonomy places the organism in Eukaryota, Metazoa, Chordata, Chondrichthyes, Lamniformes, Lamnidae. The record is from RefSeq and is a predicted model, not a curated record. The transcript is spliced from 2 exons.
GCUUUGUCUUUGUUACCGCUCUUCUUCCCACAGUUGAAAGAUUUUUAGUCGAUAAAAUAUCGGAAAAUUAUCAAAUAAUAGAUUUUCUGAACUUUAAUAUGAAAAUUGGAACUUGUGAGCUCGAGCAGCAUAAUUGGUAUCAGUAAUGGAGAAUUUACAGAUGGGAAGCUCAAACCAAACAUCACAUCAAGAUCUUCCAGAGUUGCACCUUUCACUAGGACCUGAAGCUCAUCAACCUUUGAAUAUGGAAGAGAUGCACACCAUUCAGAAAGGUGAGAAGCCAUACGUGUGUUCUAUAUGUGGGCGAACCUUCAGCCGGUCGUUCAAUCUGGAGAGACACAAGCGAAACCACACUGGGGAGCAACCCUAUAAAUGUGGAGACUGUGGGAAGGGAUUUAGCUAUCCUUCUGAGUUGGAAACUCAUCGACGUAGCCACACUGGGGAGAAACCAUUCACCUGCUCUGUGUGUGGCAAGCGAUUCAGUCAAUUGUCCAGCCUGCAGACACACCAGGGAAUUCAUACUACACAGAAGCCGUUCAGUUGCUCAGUGUGUGGGAAAGGGUUCAUUCGGCCGGCUUACCUUGAAAUCCAUCGACGCAGUCACACUGGAGAGAGGCCUUUCACCUGCUCUGUCUGUGGGAAAGGAUUCACUCAGUCUUCCCACCUAUUGACACACCAGCGAGUUCACACUGGGGAGAGGCCAUUUUCCUGCUCUGUAUGCACAAAAAGAUUUACUCAGUUGUCGAGCCUGUUGGCACAUCAACGAGUUCACAUGGGAGAGAGGCCAUUCACCUGCUCAGUGUGUGGAAAGGGAUUCAAAACCCUUCCCAGGCUAGAAACUCAUCAACGUAGUCACACUAUGGAGAAACCGGUCAUCUGCUCGGUGUGUGGGAAAGGAUUUAAUUGCCCAGCUCAUCUAGAAAUUCAUCAGCGUAGUCACACCGGAGAAAGGCCUUUCAGCUGCUCUGUUUGUGAAAAGAGAUUCAUUUGUUCAUCGCACUUGAUGAAACACCAACGCAUUCACACUGGGGAGAGGCCGUUCAGCUGCUCCGUGUGUGGGAAGAGAUUCAAUUGUGCAUCCUACCUGGAAAUUCAUCGACGCAGUCACACUGGAGAGAGGCCUUUCACCUGCUCUGUGUGUGGGAAAGGAUUCACUUGUAGCUCCAACCUGCUGACGCACCAACGAGUUCACACUGGGGAGGGGCCAUUUACCUGCUCUGUGUGUGGAAAGGGUUUUAAGACCCUGUCCAAGCUGGAAACUCAUCGACACAUUCACACUGGGGAGAGGCCGUUCACCUGCUCUGUGUGUGGGAAAGAGUUCAAUUACCCAUCCCAGCUAGAAACUCAUCGCCGCAGUCACACUGGGGAGAGGCCAUUUACCUGCUCUGUGUGUGGGAAGGGAUUCACUCGAUCAUACCAUCUGCUCAUUCAUCAGCGAGUUCAUUCUGGAGAGAGGCCAUUUAAAUGUUCUGUUUGUGGAAAGGGAUUCACUUGUUCACCUGACCUGCUGAGACACCAGCAAGCUCAUGUCUGAUGACACUGAGUGGAUUUUGCUGCUGGAUUUUCCUGUGAAUCACAUCCAGGACUGAACCAUGUUCACUCUGGCAGUCGGGGUUUAUUUCUGCUGAUGUGAAUAACCCUUAGAAUUGGG